Molecule: messenger RNA, 894 nt
Organism: Aspergillus calidoustus
Lineage: Eukaryota; Fungi; Ascomycota; Eurotiomycetes; Eurotiales; Aspergillaceae
Source: the annotation of a GenBank genome assembly
CCAAAGACCAAUUCGUCCAGCGUCACCAAAUGUCUUAGAAGGCCACAAAGAGCGCCGGAAUGAGAGCCCCUGAGCUUCCAUCUUCGCCCUGCUCUCUGUCCUGUUCUUGUCAUGCAACAAACACCUUCAUCGCCGAGCUGACAUUCCACAUAGCGUUUCUGCGAGCCUUUCCAUCGCCACUGACCUCUCAGGUGCAUCUAUCACAUACGAUACCUUUCCCCGGCCGAAGCUCUGUCCGCCACCAUGGCAUCUGGUAUGCUUUUGGCUCCGCCCCCAGCUCCGCCGCACGAACUUUCGGUGACCGCUUCAUCGUUCCCAUUACACCGACCCGCGCCGAACCCAGCCCACGCCGCCCUAUUGACUCAACCCCAAUUAGCAGACGCUGCACAUGGCCAGAGCGCCAGUGACACGAUUCGCGUGACGCCAGGUGUCCCGACUGAAGAACCUACGGAUGGAAGGAUCGGUGAGGUGGUGCGACAAAAGGACCAAAAGUCUGCGACCAAGAAGCGAGGCACCUCGUUUCCAUCACGCGCAUCGGACUUCCUUUCUGGGAUACUCAAGAGGCGGCAGGAAAAGGACAAAAAGAAAGGAAGUGCUGGUGAUGAUAACUCGGACUCCGACGAGGGAGACAAGGAACCAGGUACCCCAUCGGAGAGGCUCCCAGCGCAGUGGCCAUGGGCAUGGCGACCACUCCCAUCGUUCAAGGAGAGGUUUGCCAAUGCCAUGCAAAAAGACAAAAUCGGGUUGAUGUUGGAUGCGGAUCUGGUUAUGCGUGACUUUGGGCCCGAUGGAUUCACCCCAACAGACUUGGACGAUAUACGGCAGGGUAUUGAUCGAUAUGCCGAGUUUUCUCGCAGUCCGGUAGAGUGGUGGAGGCGAAUGCUGGAGCGAUAG